Molecule: messenger RNA, 1758 nt
Organism: Limanda limanda (common dab)
Lineage: Eukaryota; Metazoa; Chordata; Actinopteri; Pleuronectiformes; Pleuronectidae
Gene: tmem176
Product: transmembrane protein 176
Exons: 7
Coding region: 91-708 (205 amino acids)
Cellular component (GO): membrane
Source: RefSeq, a predicted model, not a curated record
GGGAGGUGCAUUAAAAACUAACGAGCGGUCGACAGGAUCCUACGAACGAGGACAACUUUGUGAACCUUUCUGCAGAGAAGAAAAAAGGUGAUGGCAGUGGCAGUCUCUAGGGAUCUGACGGUGCAGGUGCUUGAGGAUGUGAAUGCUGUCAAGCUCACUGACAGACAGCAAGUCCUGCGAGCUGCCGUCCAGAGGGGAGAACCCAAAUGUCUGGGGGUGAGUCAGGUUAUGCUGGGGCUGAUGGUCAUAUCCUACUCCAUUCCGCUGCACGUCACUGAAUUGACUGAGGUUGUCACCCUGGGAGUUCCCUGGUGGAGCGGCCUGAUGUUCAUCACAGCAGGAGCUGUUGCAAUCAACUUGGACAAAAACUGCACCAUGAAGACUCUGCAUUUGUGUUUGAUGGUGAGUGUGGUGUCCACUGUGCUGUCAGUGGCGGCUGUGAUCAUCUACUCUGUGGACAUCGACAAGUACCCUGUGGUGGCCUGCGUCAGAGGGGCAACAGAGAGCUGCACUGAGAAAUACUUCGCCAUGAGGCUGAGCAGAGGACUGAAGUCAUCCCUUCUUCUCUUCACUCUGGCACAAACAGCCAUCUCUGCUGUUCUCAGCUUCCUCCUCUUCAGACAGAGGCGCAGCUUUGGACAGUACACUUCUCUCUCUGAAGCUGCUCCAUCCACCCCCGAAACACUCAUACCCCCAAAUCUGCACUGACCAAUCACCGGAGCAGUAGAGGGGAGGGAUGACGUCUCAUCAGGGCGACCGAUCCGCUGUCAUCAUGUUGGGUUGUUGAUUGAACCAAGGGUGAUGGAUCACCUCUUGUUCCCAUUGUGUUUGUCUACUUGUCUGCCUGUGCCUUAUCCACUGUGGUACCUGAAAUGUUGUGGAGCUCAGGAGCUUCUCUUUUCAAAUGUCUCUUGUUUUUAUUAAUGUCAACGUAUGUCAGUACUCUUAAGCCAAAUGAUUCCAAACUUCAAUCAACAACAGAGCUGCCUUAUUAAAAUAAGAAAGUAUGAAUAAUAAAACCUUUUAACAUUGGCGGAAUGUUUAAAAUAUGAGCCUUUAUCAAAUUAAUGGAAGGGAACAGAAGAAAGGUAGAAAACGCGUAGUCUGAUCAAGAGACUUUGCUCUUGUGUUGUAAAUCUUUUGUGGCCAUGAAAUGUGAAAAUGUAUCCUGUGAAGUGAAGCAAACUGUCUGGGAGGAAUGGGAAGCAGAGGGCAGCCAUGUGUACAGAGAAUUACAGGGGACUAUUUCAGUUCCAGGCAAAAAGGGCCGUGUGUACCCGACAUUGAAAAACCGAGCUUUCCCCCAAGAAACACAUGAUACAUGAUGGACACCCUUCAAUAAAACCACUCCAACAAUAGAGCUUUUAGCAGAAAUGUAUUGAUACUGUAUUGAUGAAUUGAUAUUAUAAUGGUAGUAACAGAGAAACCCUUCCACUUUGUACAGGAGUAGAUCAUCUGUGUGUGUAACAAGCAGGUGAAUACUGUCUUUAUAAAAAGCUUUAAAAUAACAGUAAAAUACUCCGCCACUUCAUCAGUUUCAGCAUUACUUUGAGAUAAACAAUGUUCCUCACAUUUUAAAUAGAUGUGUGAAAGGCACAAAGUAUACAGUAUCAUGUGCACUGUUUUUUUUUUCUGUAUUCUUCGUUAACACCAUGUUGAAAUAUGUUUAUUAAUUGUGUUCUAACUCUGAUAAAGUCUGCAUUAUUUUAUAUAAAAUAAAAUCAUAUAUACAUAUGGAUUAAACCCAUGAUCCUCAGA